Molecule: messenger RNA, 2890 nt
Organism: Tilletiaria anomala UBC 951
Lineage: Eukaryota; Fungi; Basidiomycota; Exobasidiomycetes; Georgefischeriales; Tilletiariaceae
Product: N-terminal acetyltransferase A, auxiliary subunit
Exons: 6
Coding region: 1-2820 (939 amino acids)
Biological process (GO): N-terminal peptidyl-methionine acetylation
Cellular component (GO): NatA complex; cytoplasm
Molecular function (GO): protein binding; protein-N-terminal amino-acid acetyltransferase activity
Source: RefSeq, a predicted model, not a curated record
AUGGCGCCGCUGAAGGACAAGAAGAUGCUGGCGACGAAGGAGCAGACCAUCCUUCGUCGGUCCAUCGCUGAGUACGAUUCCGGCAAGUACAAGGCGUCGCUCAAGGGUGCCGAGCAGAUCCUCAAAAAGUAUCCCGACCACGGUGAGACGCUCGCCAUCAAAGGGCUUUGUCUCUCGCAGCUCGAGCGAAGAGCUGAAGCGGUGGACGUGGCCAAGCGCGGGUUGCGGCAGGACCUGACGAGCUUCCUGUGCUGGCACGCGCUCGCCAUCUGCCAGCGCAAAGAUCGCAACUAUGAAGAAGCGCUCAAAUGCUACAUGCAGGCCGCACGGCUGGAGCCGACCAAUCAUGCGCCCGUCAUUGAACAGCGCCUCAAGGUGCUCAAGGUGCAGUCUCAUCUCCGCCUCAAUUGGACCCAACUCGCCAUCUCGCAUCAUCUGGCUGGUAGCUUGAACGAAGCUGCAAGAGUGCUGGACAGUUAUGAGGACACUAUCAAGUCUCACCCUGACAAGUCCUUCGAGCAUUCGGAGACCAUUCUAUACCAUGCUUUGAUUCUCGAGGAAGCGGGCCGCUAUCAGGAAGCGCUAGACAAGCUGGACCAGAACAGCAAGGCUAUCCUUGAUAUAAAAGCAAAGGACGAGCUUCGAGCUCGCUGCUGCCUCUCGCUAAAGAAGAUUCACGAGGCGGCCGUAAUCUUUCGCUCCCUCCUCGAACGCAAUCAAAAUACAUACGCCUACCUCGAAGGUUACUUGGAGGCGAAAGGCGUUCUACUCCCCUCAUCCUCGUCAGCCGGCAAGCUCCCCGAGUCAUCGAACCAGUCAAACGCGAUCGAAGUCAUCGAAGACCUUGAGCGGAGCCUACCCAGCAGCGCGGCCGUUAAGCGCGUUGCGCUCCAACUGCUGCACGGCGAUGAGUUCCGUAAGCGCCUGGAAGCCUACAUUGUGCGGAAUUGCCAGAAAGGCGUGCCGUCGCUUUUCAGCUCGCUCAAGCGCUUGUACGAUGAUGAAAAGAAGAAGAGAAUGAUUGAAAAGGUCGCGGAAGCGAGGCGUCAGGCGUGGCAGCCGCGCGACAGAGCUGCCUCUUCGAGUUCAGAGCAAGGGGAGCGACAAGGCGGCGAAGAGCAAGACGAGGAGCCUCCAUCCACGUAUCUCUGGUGUCUCUAUCUCCUCGCGCAACACUACACUUUCACCGGACAGCACGAACGCGCGUUGGCGUACAUCGACUCGGCGCUGGCGCACACGCCGACAAUGCCCGAGCUGCACAUGACGCGUGCGCGCAUUCUGAAGCGCAGCGGCGAUCUGCUUGGUGCCGCGCACGCCGCAGAUGACGCGCGGUUGCUCGACGGGCAGGACCGGUACCUGAACUGCAAGGCAGCCAAGUACGCGCUGCGAAUCGACGAUGUCGAGUCGGCGGUCAAGCUUGUCGGUUUGUUCACGAAACAAGACGUUGCCAACCCCGUGGUAGACCUGUUCGACAUGCAGGCCUUCUGGUACCUCUCUGAAGAAGCACAGGCCCAUCUCCGACUCGGAAACUACCAGCUUGCGCUCAAGCGGUUAUCGCAAAUAGACAGCGUCAUCAACGACAUGUGGAAUGACCAACUGGACUUCCACGGCUACUGCAUCCGCAAAUUCACUCUUCGCUCGUACGUCCAGUCCAUCCGGUUCGCGGACCAGAUACGGACACACGAGCCUUACGUCCAAGCGGCGCUGCGGACCGUCGAGCUGUGCUGCAAGAUGCAUGACGAGCCGGCGCUCAAGAUGGCCCAGCUGGCGGGGCGCAAGUCGAGGCUCGCUGCUAUCGCUGCAUCGUCUCGGAUGGCUACAAACGGUGCAGCGACGCACGGGCCCACGACCAAUGGCGCCGUCGCCAACGGGACCGUCGCCGAUGCAGCAGAUGUCAAGGGAGCAGAAGGGGAAGCCAAGAAACAAUCUAAUAAGAGCAAAAAAGCCGAAGCAAAAGCCAAGGCGGAAGCUGCGCGACAAGCGGCGGCUUCAGCAGCGGGGAAGGCAACCGAAGCUAAGGACAAGAAGAAAGAUGACGAAGAAGAGGUACCGCAGCCUCCGCAAGAUCAGGAUCCAGAUGGUGUCCAGCAACUGGCAGACCUUGCACCGCUCACCCUUGCGAGGAACGUGUGUCGCGGCCUGCAGACCAACGUGCCGGGUCAAAUCGAGACUUGGCUCGCGACUUUCGAGUGGGCAGUGCGUGAGAAGAAUUGGCUUGCUGCUGCACGAGCGAUCAUCAAGGCCCACUGCCUUGACUCCGCUCAUCAUCAACUGCACGUGAACAUCAUCAGGCUCCAACAGCUUCUCCCAGACCUCUCCGGCGCACCGGAGCCUGUACAGGAUUCGAUCAGAGCGGCGCUAUCUUCCGUUAUCUCGUCAUCGUCGCCAUCGUCAGCUUUAGUCGCGGACGGCAAGACGCUCGAUGCAUUCAACGUGCAGUACCUACAAGCCCACUCAGAAAAUGCUCUGCGCGUCCUAGGCGCCGCAAAGGGGUUGCUGCACAUACACGGCGACGCGCGUAAGAGCGAUGUGGCUGAGUACGUCCUGCGCCUGCCGAAACUGGCUUCGUCUUCGAAGGCCUCGUCGCUGCAAGGUCUCAUUGACGGCCAAGAGUUCCUGCGCUCAAUCAGCGGUGUAGAUGGCGACGCUGCGCUGCUGCGUGAGUACAACGAUGCGUGCCGCAAACUGUGGCCGCGCGCGAAUGCCUUCAAGUCCGACGAAGAGCUUUCCACGGAAGCCUCAGAGCGUGCGACCGCGCGUCAACGCUGGGAAGCGGUGAAACAUGAGGACAGGGAAGACGCCCCGACUGACGCUUGGUGACCAUCCUUCCACGCUUGGAAAGAUAAUGGGUAUCAUGUAGUGAUGUGUAUAUUCCAUCCAUAGCUGCAUC